Molecule: messenger RNA, 4419 nt
Organism: Oppia nitens
Lineage: Eukaryota; Metazoa; Arthropoda; Arachnida; Sarcoptiformes; Oppiidae
Product: la-related protein 1B-like
Exons: 3
Coding region: 235-4119 (1294 amino acids)
Biological process (GO): positive regulation of translation; mRNA stabilization
Cellular component (GO): cytoplasmic stress granule; cytosol
Molecular function (GO): RNA cap binding
Source: RefSeq, a predicted model, not a curated record
UCUCUCUUUCUCUAACUUAUAGACUAUAAGUGUUUAUCUCUAAUAAUUAAAUGACUCAUUAAUUACAAGUUUAUUAUUAUUAUUAUUACUAUUAAUUAAUAUAUCAUAGCAUACAUAGUAUCAUAUAAUAAUUGUCCGCACAUUUAAUUGCCCGAUCGGUGUGUGUGAAGACCACCGACCGAUCCGACACUAAAGGCACACUUGAAGAUUGCAAGAUUGCAUGCAAGACUCGCGAUGGCCGCCAACGAGAAUCCAGUGAUAUCAUCGCCACAAACGGCACCGCUGUUAUCCAUGACUGAGACCAAUGCCGCCGAUACCGUAGACAGCGUGCCGGCCAUUAACGACUUGACAAUUACCACAACAAACGAUAAGACAAUUUUGCCCGCAGCAGCCGGCGAUGGACGCUGUAGUGGUGGUAGUGGACAACCAUCGCCGGUGGCCACGAGCGGACUAUCCUAUGCACAAAAACUGAAACAAAUGAAUCACUCGACAACUGAUGGCCAGCCGGCGACUGUGGCGGCGACGCCAUCAUCAACAACAACAACACAAACUUCGAUGACUAAUAAGUCUAGCAAUAGUUUACGCGAUGGUCUUAAAGACACAAAUCAAGUAACAAAUAGUAGUAAUAAUAAUAAUUAUGUUAAUAAUAGUAAUAAUACUAAUAAUGAUUGUAAUAAUAAAAUUAUUAAUAAUGUUAAACAAGAAGUUAUUAUAAAUAAUAAGAAAGUUAGUGAUAAUGAUAAUAAUGCAGCAAUUGUUAGCAAAGAUGUAAAUAAUAUUAAUACUAACGAUAGUUCCCAUAAGAGUCCUAAUACUGUCUCAGCCAUCAAUGUCCACAAUAAGGCCAACAACAACAAUGUCUGGAACAAGAAUAGCGACCCACCAUUGUCUUCGUCUGCCUCGUUGUUGUCGUUGUCAUCAACACUAUCAAUGAAAUCCAAGAGUUGUUGGACAAACAAUUCAGUCACAACACAAGCCGCCAAUAGAAGUGCUUCAACUAAAUCAAAAGUGUCACCAAUUGGUGCCAUCAACGAUUGGCCUACUCUUGGAGAGGUGCAUAUUUCAGAGACACAAAAGCAUAGCUCAAACAAAGAGGACACUGUUGUCGCCGCCGAGUCAUUGGCUGAGCCGUCCUUACCGUCCAAUUCAAAGAAAUCUGCCACAAAUGAUCCAAAAGACUCACCACAAAGUGAUAUAAAUGAGAUUCGCGUCGUCAGUCCUCAGACAUCGCGCGCCCAAUCAGUACAAGAAAACGAUGAGUCGUCGGCAAAAGAUAAUUGUUUAGAUAAAAACAACGACGUGUCCAACAAUUUGUCCGCCGCUGAAGCGACAAAUGGAAACGGUGGUAACGGAAAGUCCACAAAAAAGAAAGGUCCAAAAUGGGUACACUUGGAGAUACCAUCUGAACCACAUCCCAAAUCGCCGAGAAAUAAGUCGUCAUCGUCGGCAUUGUCUACUUCCAGCGCAAAAGAACGCCGAGAAGAGACCAGAGAAACAAGAGAUCGACAUAAUAAAGAGCGACCAUUAGAUAAGCGAAGAGAAAAGCGAUACGAUAAUCACCAAUCGGGUCAUGAAAACUAUCACUCAGAUGACCAAACAAAACAUAGUAAUAGUAGUACUAGUAAUCAACGAAACUAUGAUAAAGAUAGCGGACAUCAACACCGGUAUGAUAGUAGACAACCAAAUACUAGUCGAAAAUACAGUAGUGGUAGUAGUAGUAGAGGUCGGGGUCGCGGAGGUGGUCGAGGUGGUAGUAAUUGGCACAAUAACGGUCAUUACACGAGACCACGAGCACAGACUACACCGCAGGACGAGCUGCCGGGUGAAGUACCAUGGUAUACGGAAUCACCUAUUGGUGUUACUGCAACAGCGCCCACAACUCCAGCUAUAAUCACUGCCCAACCGUUUAUAUCACCCUUUUUCUACCCCCAAAGCUUUACCCAGCCCUACAUAGGUGUUGAUACAGAUAUACUCAAAGAGUAUAUUCGUAAACAAAUUGAACAUUAUUUUAGUGAAGACAAUCUCGAGGGUGAUAUUUUCUUGCGCCGCAAAAUGGAUAUCAAUGGCUAUCUGCCCAUAUCGUUGAUUGCAUCCUUCCAUAGGGUACAGGCGCUCACCCACGACGUCAGCUUAGUUGUCGAGGCGCUCAAAGAUUCCACAUUAGUUGAUGUGCUCGACGGUAUUAAAGUUAGAACUAAAGUUAGUCCAGAAAAGUGGCCACUAAUGGAUAGUAUCAGUGUUGCCACUGCUGGACUUCAUGCAAACGUUCCGGCAUUCAUUCCUGGCCAACCUUACGGUUACGGAUAUGGAGAUCAAUCGCCCACCGGUUACGACAACGAGAGUGUCAUCGACGACGACAAUGAGACACAAUAUCUUAACGAUGGCAGCAAUUGUUCAGAUGGUGACAGCAGUUUGAAAGCUGAGAAAAUUGCUAACGAAUCGUCGAAUAAGUCGUCGUCAUCUUCAUUAUCAACUGUGCCUUUAAGUGACAAAACGCAUGAAAGUACAGCUAAUAGUAAUUGUGUUAACAGUAAAGUGCCAACAAUUGAGACCAUCGACAGUAGAAAUCAACAGAACAAUGACCUUAAGAUAAUGGAUAAAGACUGGAGAGAAGUGAAGAAUAAAAGACUAAAACCCCGAUCAAAACAAUCGACAACAAAAUACGACUCUCGCGACUCAAAUCGCUGCCGGGGAUCAAGUGUUUCGAACGACGACUUGCCUUUUCAAUUGGACGAAGACAUUGAUCUCAAUUUGGAACAGUACUCGAAUGGCCGAAAGAAUAAGUUCAGUUCGUACGAUACGGAAGACUCGGAUUAUGAGAUGAGCGACAACGAAGUGGCACAGCUUAUCGUUGUCACACAGUUUGUAAGCGGCGGCAGUGGCAGAGCUAAACAUGAAGGCUACGACCGAACGGGUGAUUGGCAGACAAGAGUCAAAUUGACACAAGAGUUCGCUAAAGUGAUAAACGAUGGCUUGUAUUACUACGAACAAGACCUGUGGGAUGAAAUCGGUGACAAACUGGAAGCCAAACCGCAUAAAACUGUUGAUAUGAUAUCGCAAGAAGCGUUUGAAAAGUACGCACCGAAUAAGAUUCAGAUCCAGAAGUUCAGAGCUCAGGCACCGCCGCCGCCACCACCGCCAACCUAUGAGGACGAGUCGUUUCUCGAAAGCCAAUUUUCACCGAAUUCCAAUCAGUCCGUAUCACCGAAAGCCGUGUCGACCCCGGUUUCGGCUCCCGAAUCCAAGCUACAGAAAACACCGCGCGUACGGUCGCCAAUAAUGGAGCCCCGCUUCUAUCCGGCGCCCGAACCACAAAAACCAAUCGAAAAGGGAACGCCCAGAAAACAGAAAACAAAGUAUUCGGCGAACCCGCCCAUCGAACAGCACGUCGGUUGGGUUAUCGAUUCGCGACGUCAUCUACAGGCGUCCAGCGAUUCGAUAGCCGAUGGCGUCGGGGGCGCCGCCGCUUCAUUUAGCUCUCAAUUAUCAACUAGUCUGGGCUCAACCCCUCAAUCACUGCCAACAUUUGAACACCCGUCACAUUCGCUGCUUAAGCAAAACGGUUUCACACAGUUAGGCUACCAUAAGUACAGAUCUCGGUGUCUUAAAGAUCGCAAACGUUUGGGUGGAGGACAGAGUCAAGAGAUGAACACAUUGUUCAGAUUCUGGUCCUUCUUUCUAAGAGAUCAUUUCAAUAGGCGAAUGUACGAAGAGUUUCGCCGAAUUGCCAACGAAGACGCCAGCGCUGGCUAUCGAUACGGAAUGGAGUGUUUGUUUCGCUUCUUUUCCUAUGGUCUCGAAAGACAUUUCAGACAAGAACUGUACGAUGACUUCCAAUCGGAGACCAUCAAAGACUUUCAGUCAGGUGAAUUGUAUGGUUUAGAAAAAUUCUGGGCUUUCCGUAAGUACUUUAAAAAUGCAUCGAAAUUGAAAAUCGAUUCAGUGCUUCGGGAAAAGUUGGACAACUAUAAAACGAUUGAAGAUUUCCGAUUGGACGCCGAUACUAUUGCUCAACGGGAACGGGAAACACAGUCAAAACGGGAAGCCUAUAAUAGAUCUCGACAUCGAGAGUCGUCAUCCAAAUUAAAAGACAAUAGUAAUACCUUAAGAGUCAAAUGAUAGGACCGGACCAGUUGUUGGUCAGUUAUUAUUAGGAUUUUUUGUUUUGUAAAACACUCGUCGAUAAAUGCGUGUAAAUAAUAAUAAUAAUAAUAUGAUAUAUUGUAUACACAUUAGUAAUUUGAUUUAUGAGUGAAGAUUUGACGGGAAAUUUUUUUCACCCAUUUAUGUUGUUAUUAUUAUUAUGUUUUUUGACCCCCGUAUUGUUUUUUUUAUAAUCAAUUACUAUUAAUAUUAUUAUAUACUGUAUAGAAAUUUACCAUUUAAAGUAGUUUAUAUUAAGUUAGUCUUUUUUUUGCU